AUGCAUUUUGGUGAUGGCAAAAGGAAAGUCGACUAUGUCCUUAUCUACCAUUACCGACAUCGGUCAACUCAACACAAUGGAUCCCCCACCAACCACCGGCCUCCAGCAGUUAUUGUUUCCAAUGGGAAUUCAGUGACUCCAGAAGAAAUAGGGAAGACACCUCCGGAACAGCCUCUUCCUGGGGAAUUACAUAAUCAGCAACAGAAGCCUGAAGGACAUGAUAAACAAAAACAACAGAACCAGGACCAUCAACCUGCUAGGAAUGGUAAUUCAUCAUGUCAUCCACACGAGGUAGUGGUGGUAGAGAUGAGCCACCAGGAUGCCCUAGAAGAAGAGAAGAGGUGUCAACGGGAGGAGUUUGAACGUAAUCUUAUAGAAGCUGGACUGGAAUUGGAAAAAGACACUGAGAACAAGAUUCAGGGUCUGAACUUCGUAAGGAUUCAUGCGCCAUGGCAGGUGUUAAGUCGUGAAGCAGAAUUCCUUAAAAUCAAAGUGCCCACAAAGAAGAUGUAUGAAGUAAAACAAGGAAGUGGCAUCAUGGUCAAAUUAAAUGCGAUAUGGAACAAAUGUACAAAGCCUUUACAGCCCAACGUGCCACAAAUAUUUGAAAACGCAAAGAUGAAACCUUUGUCUUAUCCGUUCUCCAGAGACAAAAUGCAUCUGUAUAAUAUUAAAGACAAAGACACAUUUUUUGACAAUGCAACGCGGAGUCGAAUAGUUCAUGAAAUUCUAAAGCGAACGUCUUGCACAAAGGCCAAAUACAGUAUGGGUAUUACCACUUUGAUAGCGAAUAAUGUCUACGAAUCUGCCUAUCCUUUGCAUGAUGGGGAUUAUGAUCACAAAACUAGUGAAGUGAAUGAAAGAAUGUUGUUACACAGAGAAUGGGCAAGAUAUGGAGCAUUUUACAAAUAUCAACCUAUUGAUCUAAUAAGAAAAUAUUUUGGAGAAAAAAUUGGACUGUAUUUUGCCUGGCUUGGGCUCUACACAUGGCUGCUAAUUCCUGCCUCUUUAGUUGGGAUAAUAGUUUUUCUAUAUGGAUGUAUAACCGUUGAUGGUGACAUUCCUAGCAAGGAAAUGUGCAGCGAGGACAAAAAUUUCACCAUGUGCCCACUAUGUGACAAGGCAUGCGACUACUGGUAUCUAAGCUCUGCUUGCAGUACAGCUCGUGCCAGCCACUUAUUUGACAAUCCAGCCACUGUCUUCUUUUCUGUUUUUAUGGCUCUUUGGGCUACCUUAUUCCUUGAACACUGGAAACGCUUGCAGAUGAGGUUAAGCUACUUUUGGGACCUUACAGGCUUAGAAGAAGAAGAAGAACGUAUAAAGGAGCAUCCAAGACCAGAAUACGAAACCAAGCUGCUUUUAAUGAAAGAGAAGUGCAAAGGGGAUGGCAGAAGAACAAAUAAGAAAGAAAAAUUGACAUGGAGAGACCGAAUUCCUGCCUAUUUGGUUAAUUUUGCAGCUGUUUUAUUUAUGAUUGCAUUAACAUUUUCAGCAGUGUUUGGAGUCAUCAUAUACCGCAUCACAAUUUCAGCAACCUUGGCAUUAAGCACAAACGAGAGUACGAGAGCAAACGUUCGUGUGACCGUGACAGCCACUGCCGUUAUCAUUAACUUAGUCGUAAUUCUUAUAUUAGAUGAAAUUUAUGGGUCUGUUGCAAAGUGGCUGACAGAAAUAGAGGUACCUAAAACUGAAAAAACCUUUGAAGAACGGUUGAUUCUCAAGGCAUUUCUCCUGAAGUUUGUAAACUCUUAUGCCUCAAUUUUCUAUGUUGCCUUUUUCAAAGGAAGGUUUGUUGGAAGACCUGGCAGCUAUAACUACAUUUUCAAUGACUACAGGGUGGAAGAGUGUGCUCCGGGAGGAUGUCUGAUGGAGCUCUGCAUUCAACUCAGUAUCAUCAUGUUGGGUAAACAACUGAUACAGAACAACUUGUUUGAGAUUGCAAUACCGAAAUUGAAGAAACUAUUCAGAAAGUUGAAGGAUGAAAGGACAGAUUCUCGGGAGAAUAAUUUGCACAAUUCUAGAGAACAUCAACAGUGGGUUCGUGACUACGCUCUGGAGCCUUUUACAGGACUAACACCGGAAUACAUGGAGAUGAUAAUCCAGUUUGGCUUUGUGACUCUGUUUGUGGCAUCUUUUCCUCUGGCUCCCCUCUUUGCCCUGCUCAAUAACAUUAUAGAGGUGAGGCUCGAUGCAAAAAAGUUUGUAGCGGAGUUAAGAAGACCAGAUGCCGUUCGCGCUAAAGAUAUAGGUAUUUGGUACAAUAUUUUGAGUGGAAUUGGAAAAUUUGCAGUCAUCAUAAAUGCGUUUGUAAUAUCUGUGACGUCAGACUUUAUUCCUCGUCUUGUGUAUCAGUAUAUGUACAGUUCGAACGGAACCAUGCACGGCUUCAUCAAUCACACCCUUUCAUACUUCAAUGUCAGCCAUCUGAAACCCGGAACCCAGCCAGAAAACUCGCAGUUUGUAGAGGAUGUUGUUUUUUGCAGAUAUAAAGAUUACCGAGAACCUCCGUGGUCUCUGGACCAAUAUGACUUUUCCAAGCAAUAUUGGACGGUUCUAGCUGUACGACUGGCAUUUGUUAUACUCUUUCAGAACCUGGUUAUGUUCUUGAGCGCGGUGGUGGACUGGUUAAUUCCCGACAUUCCCAAGGACAUCAGCGAGCAAAUCAAGAAAGAGAAGAGCUUGAUCGUGGACGUCUUCCUCAAAGAGGAACACAAAAAGCUCCAGCUCUUAGAGAACUUUAUUAUGCACGACAAACAGCGAGCAAAGACGGAGAACAAGGGGCGGCGGAGCCGAGCUGCAAGCUUCUGCCAGUUCAGCCGCAGCCAACGUGGCAGUUUCACAUCAUUCAGUUCACACCACACUGACGUGUGA
Nanorana parkeri is the source of this 2871-nucleotide messenger RNA. It is a transcript of the gene ANO2, whose product is annotated as anoctamin 2. Lineage: Eukaryota; Metazoa; Chordata; Amphibia; Anura; Dicroglossidae. The record is from RefSeq and is a predicted model, not a curated record. Gene Ontology annotation, biological process: chloride transmembrane transport. The transcript is spliced from 25 exons. Gene Ontology annotation, cellular component: plasma membrane. Bases 1 to 2871 code for a protein of 956 amino acids. Gene Ontology annotation, molecular function: protein dimerization activity; chloride channel activity.